Molecule: messenger RNA, 2025 nt
Organism: Phaeoacremonium minimum UCRPA7
Lineage: Eukaryota; Fungi; Ascomycota; Sordariomycetes; Togniniales; Togniniaceae
Product: putative ribosome biogenesis protein kri1 protein
Exons: 2
Coding region: 1-2025 (674 amino acids)
Biological process (GO): endonucleolytic cleavage in ITS1 to separate SSU-rRNA from 5.8S rRNA and LSU-rRNA from tricistronic rRNA transcript (SSU-rRNA, 5.8S rRNA, LSU-rRNA)
Cellular component (GO): nucleolus; 90S preribosome
Source: RefSeq, a predicted model, not a curated record
AUGGCACGAGGUGUCGCUUCCUCAGUGGCCAGCAGCACUGAUAAACUUGACUCUUUGCCUCAGACAAAGUCCAAAAAGGCAGCCAAAACUGAAAAGAGAAACCUUUUUGAAGACGAGUCCGGCAGCUCUAGUGAAGAGGAUCUGGAAGAUGGCGGCGCCAAACUUGAGAACUCGGGUUUGAAGAUCAACCAAGAGUUCGCUCGGAGAUUUGAGCACAACAAGAAGAGAGAGGAGAUUCAUAGGCUGGAAGAGAAAUUCAAGUCGGCAAAGCCUAACGGCAAAGGGCAAGAUGACGACGAAGACGACGACUCCUCGGAAGACGAAACAGAAGACGAAGAAGGAUUUUUAGCUACAGAGGAGCUCGAUGCUGAAAUUUCAGCGACCCUACAGGCGAUCAAGAACAGAGAUCCGAGGAUAUACGACAAAGACUCGACCUUCUAUAGGGCGAUGACUGAGACUGAUGCGGGUGCCACAAAGGAGAAGAAAGAGAAGCCCGUGUUCCUCCAUGACUACCAUCGCGAGCGGUACAUGAAGGGUGACGUAGGGACAGACGAUGUGGAAAUGGGUGACGCCGCCCCAAAGACACACGUUCAGGAGCAAGAAGACCUGCGAAAUGCCAUAUUGUCGGAGAUAAACGCUGGCGAAGGGGAUGACUCGGAGGACGACUUCAUCAAGCCAAAGGUCGACCCAACGGCCGGCUCCCAGGACGGCGUGCACCCCUCGCGGGUGCAGAAGAUUACAAAGAAGGACGUCGAUGUUGAUGUCAAGCUUGCAGACAAGGACCCCGACCUGUUCCUGUCCAAUUUCAUGACCUCGAGGGCUUGGGUGCCUGAGGAAGGUGGCAAAUGGCAAGCGUUUGAGUCGGACGAGGGCGAAGACAACGAUUUGGCAGACGAGGUUGAGAUUGCAUAUAACUUACGUUUUGAGGACCCUGAAAAGAGCAAUGAGGUUCUGAAGUCAUACUCCCGAAAACUUGUCGAGGCAAGGUCCGUACGACGGGAAGAUCCCAAGGGCCGGAAGCGGCAAAGAGAGCUAGAGAAAGAGAAGAAGGAAGCAGAGAAGGCCGAAAGAGCGGAGGAGCGGGCACGCCUAAAACGUCUCAAGGUAGAAGAGGCCGAAGAGAAGCUACGCAAGAUCAAGAAAGCCGCGGGCUUGAGCGGCAAGCAAUUGAAUGACGAUGAAUGGAUGAGGCUUCUUGAGGAUGCAUGGGAUAAUGACAAAUGGGAGGAGGAAAUGAGUCGCCGGUUUGGCGACCAGUACUAUGCAGAGGCUGAACAGGGUGUAGACGAGUCGGACGCAGAGGACAUUGGCGACAAAAAGAAAAAGAAGGUAAAGAAGCCGAUGUGGGAUGACGAUAUCGAUAUCAAAGACAUCAUCCCUGACUUCGAGGACAAGGAAGAGAGACCCGAGAUUAGUCUUAGUGACUUGGAUGAAGACGGACAGGAGCAAGAUGAUGAGGCCGAGGAUGAAGGCCGGCCCUCAAAGAAGCGCAAGACCACUGCAGACCACAAGAAAGAGCGAAUCGCCUCCAAACGCGCUGCUCGCCAAGAACGGUCGAAGAUCGAGGCUCUCGUGGAUGCGCAACUAGAACUGGACAAUCCACGGGCGCUGAAAUCCAAAGACAAGGAUGGGGCGGCACCGCUUUUCCGAUAUCGCGAGACCAGUCCUACCACAUUCGGCCUAACCGCGCGAGACAUCCUGAUGGCUCCUUCAGACUCGGCGCUCAACGAGUUCGUCGGCCUCAAGAAGCUUGCCACGUUUCGCGACGUAGAGAAGAAGCGAAAAGAUAAGAAGAAGCUCGGCAAGAAGGCUCGUCUGCGCCAGUGGCGGCGGGAGGUGUUCGGCCAAGAGUUUGAACACACCGGCCCGACAUACGGUUUUGAGAAGCUAGCGGGCACCGUAGAAGCCACUAACGAUGAGAACCCUCAGGAAGCUGACGCUGAGCAGCAGCCUGGUGUCGUUGAUGGCCAGAGGAAGAAGAAGAGAAAGAGAUCUAAGGGGAAGAAGACGGCUGUACAAGCAUAG